This is a messenger RNA of Bombyx mori (domestic silkworm), 2573 nucleotides long. Its product is annotated as heterogeneous nuclear ribonucleoprotein A1. NCBI's taxonomy places the organism in Eukaryota, Metazoa, Arthropoda, Insecta, Lepidoptera, Bombycidae. The record is from RefSeq and is a predicted model, not a curated record. The coding region runs from base 199 to 1149 and encodes 316 amino acids. Gene Ontology annotation, cellular component: catalytic step 2 spliceosome. Gene Ontology annotation, molecular function: mRNA 3'-UTR binding. Gene Ontology annotation, biological process: mRNA splicing, via spliceosome. The transcript is spliced from 6 exons.
ACACAUGUUCUGUCUGACAUUUGCUACGGUGACGUGAACGCUGCUUGCAUCGGCAACUUGGAAAGUAGAGGUGAUUAACGAAAGGAAGCUCACGGAAUAUUUAAUACUGCAGAAACAAAGACUUAGCAAAUUAAACUGAAAUCCAAUUCUUAAUUGAUUAUUAACAUCUUAGGACUUCAAGUCUAGUAAAUAUUAAAUAUGAAGCCUUCGGAAAGCGGCGAUGACUAUGAAGAACCUGAACACACACGUAAACUUUUUAUCGGUGGACUCGACUAUAGAACCACAGAUUCUUCAUUAAAAGAAUUCUAUGAGCAAUGGGGAGAAAUUGUAGAUGUAGUUGUAAUGAAAGACCCAAAAACCAAGAGAUCAAAAGGAUUUGGAUUUAUUACAUAUUCUCAAGCCCAUAUGGUUGAUGAAGCUCAAAAUAAUAGGCCUCACAAAAUUGACGGAAGAAUUGUCGAGCCAAAACGAGCAGUUCCAAGGGAAGAGAUUAAAAGACCAGAAGCUAGUGCCACCGUUAAAAAGUUGUUUGUAGCUGGACUGAAGCAAGACAUUGAAGAAGAAGACUUGAGAGAGUAUUUUAGUACAUUUGGAAAUAUUGUUUCUGUUAGUGUUGUGACAGAUAAAGAAACUGGAAAGAAAAGGGGCUUUGGUUUUGUAGAGUUUGAUGAUUAUGAUCCAGUUGACAGAGUAUGCUUGCAACAAAAUCACCAAAUUAAAGAUCAACAUUUGGAUGUGAAAAAAGCAAUAUCGAAAACUGACAUGUCUGGCGGGGGUAAUGAUAGAGGAGGUCGCGGUCGACGCGGGGGUCGGGCGGGAGGCGGCGGAGGUUGGAGUCGUUCUGAUCAAUGGGGAAAUCAAGAUGGUAGUUUUAACCAGGGGCAAGGAUACAGUCAAGGUGGCAACUGGGGGAAUCAAAACCCUUGGGACGAUAAUGGUGGCGGAAACUGGUCUAAUCAGGGCUAUGGAGACCAGGGUAAUUGGGGGUCCUUUGGUAGUGGAUACCAACAAAGUUACAGUGGUGGUCCCGUGAGGCCUAAUUAUAAUACGCAAAGGCAACAGCCAUAUAAUUCUGGUAGCGGUUAUGGUUCGUCUGGAUACAAUUCUGGAGGCACAGCUCCUGCAACCGGUAACCAGCGCAGGUUUUAAACUGCUUCACUAAACAUGUAAGUAAAUCUUUUUAUUGAUACUUUAAGCAUAUAUAUAUUUAUAUAUUAUAUACAUGUCAAAUUCAAGUAACUAGGAAAUAUUUUUGGACUGAUGAGUGUAUAUUUCUAUACUAAUAUAUAAAUGUACAGUGGUUUUUACGGAUGUUCCGUUAUAACUACUGAACCAUGCAUCCGAUUGACUUGAAACUUGGUAUCCAUGUAGAAAAUACAUGUGCUUAAUGGAUAGGCUAAUAUUUAUAUGAGUGUUGGACUCCCUACACUAGUUGCGGGGGCGUCAAUGUUGAGGAUCUUUGCGGGGUUGAGAAAUAAUAAUGUUAAUUUUAAAUGCCCAGCGAAGCGGACGGGUACAGCUAGUUGUUUAUAUUUUUAGAAUUUUCACAGGGCUUACACAUUAUAAGGUCUAACUGAAAUUGGUAAAAAAAUAUAUUACCUAUUUUGAAUGAUAAUUCUGAAUCGGAUGUCUUGUGAAUACAAUUCUGUGUACUGACAAUGGUUAUUUUUUAAUGCGUAGGUCUCAAGUUGCUAAGUUGAAGCUAGGCAGGCAGACGGUAGAGUAGUGACCGAAGGUAGGCUUGCAACAACUAGCCAAUGACAGACAAGCGGCAUAGUGAGGCGAAAUUAAUUUUGAAUAUUUUAUAAAUCGUUCUAUCACUCAGGUUUGUUCACAAGGUAUUAUAGGUACUAUAGAAUAUAACGUGCAUUAAACACAUAGUUACUAGUACUCAAAAUUCUAAUAGUUUUUACGUAAAUGAUUUGAAAACAUUUUUACAUUCAUUCAUUCAGAGAAUUCAAGAUUUAUGUUUCUCUAAACGUUUGUAUAAGAUGCACGAAGUAUGUGUCUUAAAUUGUUUUCUUUUUACUAAUUUGUUUUUCAUUAAAAAUAAGCAGUAAAUGUUCUCAGACGUAUUUCGAAGAAGAAAAAAUAACAAGUUAAAGAAAUACAUUCCUAACGUUUUACUUAGUUAUAAGACGACAACAUUUAAUAUUGAAUGCGUUAACGCAGACACGUAUUUACAAAUAACCGAUUAACUGUCCAACGAGAUUAAGAAGAUAUUUAUUUUUGAGAAUAUAAUACAUUAUAAUUUUUUGUUGUAAAACUGAAAGGUGCCUGGUUAUAAACCAGAGAUAUUGAGUAUUACCGUUUUAAUUUCUAAGUUGAAAAGUGCAACGCCUAAUUAUAUUGUUCUUAUAAUAAUUGUGAUUUGACCUUUUUGUUUAUCAUUAAGAUUUAAAAAAAAAUAAGUUUUAUUUGUCAUGUUAGAAUAGUAUGAUAUAUUUUGUUAUUGUAUGUGUGGAUAAAAUUAAAUGAAUACUAUUUUUCAUGGAUUCCGCUUAAACGGUGUCGAGCUUUCCUCAAUGGAAAUGGCCGUGGUAAGUUGACCAAAUAAAACCAUACAAAAUACA